Mixia osmundae IAM 14324 is the source of this 993-nucleotide messenger RNA. RefSeq lists its product as uncharacterized. Lineage: Eukaryota; Fungi; Basidiomycota; Mixiomycetes; Mixiales; Mixiaceae. The transcript is spliced from 2 exons. The record is from RefSeq and is a predicted model, not a curated record. Gene Ontology annotation, cellular component: peroxisomal membrane. The coding region runs from base 1 to 993 and encodes 330 amino acids. Gene Ontology annotation, biological process: regulation of peroxisome size; peroxisome fission.
AUGAGUGCGACAGGCUUCUCGGAGGGCAGCAACAGUCCUACGAAGGCACGGGAGCGCACAGCGAGCGGUGUCACCCGCCUCAUCCGGACACAGCAUGUCGCAAGACCUCGACGUCAUUUACUGCUCUAUUUCUUGCUCAAGACGAGCGAGGGCAGGGAGCGAUUGAUGAGAGCCGUCCAGUACUCUCUCCGACUCUAUAUAUGGCUCGUCACGCGCCGUCGACCUGCUCGCGCAACAAAGGCAAGCCUUCAAGGCUCGCGUACCGCAAGACUGCUAUUCGCUGUGUCCGUGCUCAGCACGACCCGCAAAGUCCUUGCGCUCUUCGAGUUUCUACGCCCGCUCGCAGAGCUACGCAAGCAUGCAGAAUCUCCUGCACCUCCUCUGACCCCACUGGCCACCACGACCUCUGUCCGGAUGACGCCGGACUCGCAAGGCCCCUUCGCGCUAAGGUUAGCAGAGACGUGGCUCUCGCUCUUGCUGUCCGUCUUUGACGAUGUCGAGUGCUUCGGGCGACUCGGUCUUCUCGCACGACCUUACAGUGAUCGAGCCGCUCGCCUGGCCGAUGUCGCCUGGCUCGGAUUGUCUGUACUUGGUCUUUGGCAAGUCCAGGGCGAGCGCGGCGAGACGUGGCGCAGAGGAAGAUUGAUCCGACGUCAGAUGAUCGAUGGCGAAGUCGAGGCUCGGGCGAGUAUGGAGCAAGCCGCCGCAGACGGCGACCUGGAUGACGAGCUACGCUUCGAGCUAGAACGUUUCGAACUGGAGCGUAUACGACGAAGCAGAGCCAUGUUACGCAAUUUAAGAGAUCGACUCUCCUGGCUCUGGUGGGAGCGCGCUCGUUUGCUGGGCGAUCUCGUCUUUGCCUUCUACGAGGUGUUUGAGCUGCAAUCCGGCUCAGAAGGCAUCCGAGCACUCAGCGGCUGUCUGUCAAGCUGGAUCGGUGCAAGACAGGUCUGGUCAGAUGCAAGGAUUUCGGUCUCUCAGCGCUCAAGAUGA